CAUCACUUUGUAGGGAUGACUGUACACGAGUAUCUAUUAUUGUCUGCCGGCGGUAUGCUUUAUGGGAGAACUUAAAUGUGAACAAAUACGGCUGCUAAGUGGGACUCAGACCUCUGUCAUUAACCAAGAAAAGGAACCUUAUCAAGACUAAAGUUUCAGGACUAAAGCUUAAGAUCAGCUUCAUUUUAAAUGAAACAGAGAAAGCUGUCCUUCCAUAAUUUUGAUGGAUAACCUACACAAGUGAGGAGCACCAAAAAUGUCAUAUGCCUUUGUAGUACCUAUUGUCAUUUUCUGGGCUUUGUCUCAGUUUAUUUCACCUGCAAGUACACUGAAAUGCCAAGAGAAUGAAUACCUGGAUUGGCAUGGGAAAUGUGUGUCAUGUAAAGAAUGUGGACCAGGCUACGAGCCAUCUCAGGAAUGUGGUUAUGGAGAAGGAGAUGCUGCAUACUGCAUAAACUGUGGCCCUCGACGAUAUAAAGAAAACUGGGGACACCAUCGCUGCAAACUUUGCCUCUCAUGUGCACUGAUAAACAGAGUCCAGUUAUACAACUGCACAGCCAGUUCCAACUCUGUUUGUGGUCAGUGCCUACCAGGAUUCUACAGUAAAACUCGAAUUGGAGGGCAACAGGAUUGGGAAUGUAUCCCAUGUUCUCAGCAAACUGUUGUGACAGAAAUUCAGUGCCAUUCUAAGGUAGAAAGCAUCAAGAGUGAAGCUUCCUGGUCUGUAAUGGGGGAUGUUGUCCUUGCAGUAGUAAUCAGCAGUGCUAUAGCUACUUGUAUAGUGGCACUGUGCACAUUUGCAUUUAUUCUUCGCAAACAUAUGUGCAGCUGUAAAACGAGAAAUGAGUUUAUUCAAUCCAGUGGACCUUCUGAUGAAUCCUCUACAUCUAGCGAUGUCAUCCAACAACCAGCAAGCCAUUGUCUACAAAGAGCCUACUUGAAGAACUUGCCUGAAGGUGGAACAGACUCUGGAUCUUUAGGUCAGGGAUGUUCACACAAAUAUGAAAUUGAGCCACCUGUUCUAUUCCCCCUUGACACACCUGCAAAGUCACUGCUGAUGAGAAGCCUAUCAGAAACAUGUCCUUUGCUACGGUACUCUGGGUGCAGUGAGGUUUCAACCAUGGAUCCACUGGUGAAGCCACCAAUAACUAGACAUAGCCCGAUGAACUUCCCAGAAUCCUCAGUUUCUGAACAGAAAACUCAAGGAGCAAUAUCUAUUUCAGAAUUAGAAAGCAGGUGUCCACAUGCUCCAGUUGAAUGCACAGAACUUGAUCUCCAGGAAUGCAUACAAGAUAGAGGUUUACCCGAGAGGAAGCCUGAAGAAGAUAGCGAGAGUCCAAGAAUUCAUCAGCAUCCAAGGUUAAUGACUAAAACACAAUUUCUAGCCGAAACAUUUUGUCAGCUUCCAGCAGGAACAUUUUGUAAUCACAGCUGCCAUGAAAAGAAAAGGCUAAAUGAAGUUUAUACUGGGACUAUUACAAACUGCAAUGCCUUGACUUCCCAAGAGCUACUGUCUCCAAGUAACCACACUACAAUAUGCGAACCAUAAAACAGGAUCACAGUAUGACUAGGAGUAUUGUACAAGGUUUGUAUGCUGGGAAGAUCACCAAGGAUGUUGCAAACUACCUUUUUAAAACUGGAUGAUUCUUUUCCAGGAGUAAAGGACUUCAGGAAUGUAGAUCAAUAACCUGCCAUUUCCAUUUCUGUAAAUCACUAGCUUCCUGGGAUUCAAAAGCCCUCUCUCCUCAUGCACUUUAUUCACAGUGGUGAAAACUCUUCAUUGGAUUCAGUAUUUUGAUCUGUUAUUUUUACUUGCUGAUUACUCUGGCCAAAACUAACAGCUUAUGGAACUUUCCAGAGAUACUAAUGGUCUAACUGGAUGAUUCUUUUCCAGGAGUAAAGGACUUCAGGAAUGUAGAUCAAGAACCUGCCAUUUCCAUUUCUGUAAAUCACUAGCUUCCUGGGAUUCAAAAGCCCUCUCUCCUCAUGCACUUUAUUCACAGUGGUAAAAACUCUUCAUUGGAUUCAGUAUUUUGAUCUGUUAUUUUUACUUGCUGAUUUCUCUGGCCAAAACUAACAGCUUAUGGAACUUUCCAGAGAUACUAAUGGUCUUUAACAUUAGACCGUACUGUGCCCUCCUGGCUCACUACCAUUUGCUCAUUGUAGAGAGAAGUUAUUGAGCUGCUUUCAUAGUUAUUGGAAUGCUGAGUAUGGCAGCCAAAGAUUUUUUUUUUUUUAAGGUGGGGGCAUGGAAGGUUUUCUCUGAAGUAACCAUAGUGAUUUUGAGAUGACCAACUGCAUAGGGACUUUGAUCAAACAUCUUCAGAGACCACGAGUAUGCAAUGGCACACAGUCUAGUGUGAAAUGUCAUUUAUGGCAUUUGUCUGAACCAUGCAAGUCAUACUUCAUUGAAACGGAACAAAUAAACCAUAUUAGUGGGAUAUAUACUGAAGCAGCCUAAUGCCUCAUCUGAAACUACAGCUUUCUUUUUCUGCAUUGUGUCUAUUUGA
Protopterus annectens (West African lungfish) is the source of this 2510-nucleotide messenger RNA. RefSeq names its product ectodysplasin A2 receptor (gene EDA2R). The record is from RefSeq and is a predicted model, not a curated record. Gene Ontology annotation, cellular component: plasma membrane. Gene Ontology annotation, biological process: positive regulation of JNK cascade; positive regulation of canonical NF-kappaB signal transduction. Gene Ontology annotation, molecular function: signaling receptor activity; protein binding. The coding region runs from base 257 to 1549 and encodes 430 amino acids. The transcript is spliced from 10 exons. NCBI's taxonomy places the organism in Eukaryota, Metazoa, Chordata, Ceratodontiformes, Protopteridae.